AUGAUUGACUCGCAAGAUCUUGCUCACUUACAGCGCUGCGUGGAACUCGCUCGGGAAGCGCUAGAAGCAGGGGAUGAUCCAUUCGGUUCAAUACUGGUUGACAGCAAGACCAAUUUGGUGAUGCGCGAAGACAGGAACCGAAAGAUCACGGAAGGCGAUGCUACAUUGCAUCCCGAGCUCACAUUAGCUCAGUGGGCUGGGAAGAAUCUGUCACCUGAUCAACGGGCUUCUGCCGUUGUGUACACUUCUGGUGAACACUGCCCAAUGUGUUCAGCAGCACACGCCUAUGUUGGCCUGGGACGCAUAGUCUAUGUGAGCUCGUCACUACAAUUGAGGGAAUGGAUGGAUGAGUUUGGGGCUCAGCCAGCGCCUGUGCGCCCCCUCGCGAUCCAUGAAGUUGCACCCUCGUUACUUGUCGACGGCCCAGCGCCGCCAGGUCUCGCAGCCGAGGUGAAAGAGCUGCAUAGGCUCCGGAUCGCCAGGUCCACCCAAUGA
Molecule: messenger RNA, 495 nt
Organism: Neoarthrinium moseri
Lineage: Eukaryota; Fungi; Ascomycota; Sordariomycetes; Amphisphaeriales; Apiosporaceae
Exons: 1
Coding region: 1-495 (164 amino acids)
Biological process (GO): tRNA wobble adenosine to inosine editing
Molecular function (GO): tRNA-specific adenosine deaminase activity
Source: RefSeq, a predicted model, not a curated record